Messenger RNA from Strongylus vulgaris, 564 nucleotides. Lineage: Eukaryota; Metazoa; Nematoda; Chromadorea; Rhabditida; Strongylidae. The record is from the annotation of a GenBank genome assembly.
UCUUGCAGAUCAGUUUAAGUGGAUAGAUAAUAAGCGAGGGGUUGAGAAGAAAUUUUUAAAGGUUUUUGGAAUAAAAGCAGUGGCUAAUUUUUGCGCUUCUCUGAAUAUCGACCUGAUUUGCAGAGCGCACCAGUGUGUAAUAGAUGGAUACGAAUUUUUCGCGGAUCGAAAGUGCUUGACCAUAUUCUCGGCUCCAUGCUAUUGUGGAGAACUUGAUAAUCAAGCUGGUGUUCUUAUUGUCAACAGCCGAUUAGAAUGUCGUGUGCUCACCUUCAAAAGAGGUGUCAAGCCUGUUACAAAAACCAAAGGUGCGUCAACGGAAGAAGCAGCCCCAGGAUCUAUGCGAACGCAAGAAGAUGUAAAGAAGACACAAGGUACACCAACCGUCACUCCACAACGAAGUGCAGAAACCUGCAAGUCGUCUUCAAACGAGCAGGCAGUAGUAGCCAAAAAAGAAUCUACCAAUGAGAAUGCAAAGAAAAGUGGUCAAGUGUCAGCUGGCACCAGCAAUGCUGAAAGCAAUUCUAACGAUGCAAAGAUGGAAAGUAAACAAAGUAAAUAGAA